Molecule: messenger RNA, 3998 nt
Organism: Prionailurus viverrinus (fishing cat)
Lineage: Eukaryota; Metazoa; Chordata; Mammalia; Carnivora; Felidae
Gene: ZBTB7B
Product: zinc finger and BTB domain containing 7B
Exons: 3
Coding region: 624-2252 (542 amino acids)
Biological process (GO): regulation of transcription by RNA polymerase II; positive regulation of gene expression
Molecular function (GO): RNA polymerase II cis-regulatory region sequence-specific DNA binding; DNA-binding transcription factor activity, RNA polymerase II-specific; protein binding
Source: RefSeq, a predicted model, not a curated record
CGGCCAGCUCCCAGGGGUCCGAGGGGACCACUGGAGUCCGGAGGGCCUCCCCGUGGUCCCCUCUGGGACCGCGUGCCCUGAGGGGCUGGGACCUGGGCACCUGUCAGCCCUGGCACUGACUGUCCAGGGUUCCCCUCCUCCCUCUCCCGGCCACUGCCGCCUCCUGUCCCCUCCCCUCCCUUCUUCCUUCUCCUGGUCCCACCUCCAGCAGCCUCUCCCGUGGCUCCUCCUCACCUCUGUCCUCCUGGACUGUCCCGGCUCCUACCUUGCCUACGCUCACCUUUUUCCCCUUUCGGGACUGAGCGAGGACGAGCGGGGGUGGGUACAGCUGGGGCUUCGGGCACCACAGGCAGAGACUUUAGGCCCUCUCCCACGCUGCCAGCCCUCCGGUAACCCCUCCCUCCAAGCUGGGGGGGAGGGGGGGCAGCACCCAGAGGGUUAAGGCUGUAGGGGGGAGGGGCUGGGCCAGGUCGUGGGCGGCCCCUUUGAAGGAGGGAGCUGGAGCGGGGAACAGCCACCCCACCUCCCCCCCCCCCAGCCCGGCCCUCCCCCACCCCUCCCAACCUGCUCCCCCCAGGGGCCAAGAGGAGUUGCCGGAGAGGCCCCUCAGCGUUCAGAAAAAGAUGGGGAGCCCCGAGGACGACCUCAUCGGGAUCCCGUUCCCAGACCACAGCAGCGAGCUCCUGAGCUGCCUCAACGAACAGCGCCAGCUGGGCCACCUCUGCGACCUCACCAUCCGGACGCAGGGCCUCGAAUACCGCACCCACCGGGCCGUGCUGGCCGCCUGCAGCCACUACUUCAAGAAGCUGUUCACCGAGGGCGGUGGCGGCGCCGUCUCGGGGGCCGGGGGCGGCGGGCCGGCCGCCGGGGGGGCGGGCGCCGGCGUGUGCGAGCUGGACUUCGUGGGGCCCGAGGCCCUGGGCGCCCUGCUCGAGUUCGCCUACACGGCCACGCUGACGACCAGCAGCGCCAACAUGCCCGCUGUGCUCCAGGCCGCCCGGCUGCUGGAGAUCCCGUGUGUCAUCGCUGCCUGCAUGGAGAUUCUGCAGGGCAGCGGCCUGGAAGCCCCCAGCCCCGACGAGGACGACUGUGAGCGGGCCCGCCAGUACCUGGAGGCCUUCGCCACGGCCACGGCCACGGCCACGGCCGCGGGAGUUCCCGAUGGCGAAGACAGCCCCCCGCAGGCGCCCCGCCCACCCCCGCCCCCGCCGCCCCCUCGGCCCGUGGCCCGCCGCAGCCGCAAGCCCCGGAAAGCGUUCCUGCAGACCAAGGGGGCCCGGGCGAACCACUUAGUGCCCGAGGUGCCCGCGGUGCCCAGCCAACCCGUGACCUACGAGGAGGAGGAGGGGGCCAGGGUGGGUGGCAGUGCGGGCAGCGGGCCGGGGGACGGCUACAGCCCUCCAGCCGGGACUGCUUCACCCCCCGAGGGGCCCCUGACCUACGAGGCCUAUGAGGGUGAGGAAGAAGAGGAGGAGCCCGUGUACUCCACCGCCUACGGGCUGGCGCAGGGGGGUGGGCCCCCGCUGUCCCCGGAGGAGCUGGGCUCAGACGAGGACGCCAUCGAUCCUGACCUGAUGGCCUACCUGAGUUCGCUGCACCAGGACGCCCUCGCGCCGGGCCUGGACGGCCAGGACAAGCUGGUGCGCAAACGCCGCUCCCAGAUGCCCCAGGAGUGCCCCGUCUGUCACAAGAUCAUCCACGGGGCGGGCAAGCUGCCCCGCCACAUGAGGACCCACACGGGCGAGAAGCCCUUCGCCUGCGAGGUCUGCGGCGUCCGCUUCACCCGGAACGACAAGCUGAAGAUUCACAUGCGGAAGCACACCGGAGAGCGGCCUUACUCGUGCCCGCACUGCCCAGCCCGCUUCCUGCACAGCUACGACCUCAAGAACCACAUGCACCUGCACACGGGGGACCGGCCCUACGAGUGCCACCUGUGCCACAAGGCCUUCGCCAAGGAGGACCACCUGCAGCGCCACCUCAAGGGCCAGAACUGCCUGGAGGUGCGCACCCGGCGGCGCCGGAAGGACGACGCGCCACCCCACUACCCACCGCCCUCCGCCGCCGCCCCGUCCCCCGCGGGCCUCGACCUCUCCAACGGCCACUUGGACACCUUCCGCCUCUCUCUGGCCCGAUUCUGGGAGCAGUCAGCCCCUACCGGCCCUCCGGUCGCCGCCCUGGGGCCCCCUGAUGACGAGGAGGAGGAGGGGGCACCCAGUACGCCGCAGGCCGAAGGUGCCAUGGAGUCCUCUUAGAGAGGGCCGAGCGGCCGGGCUGGCGCAGCGCGAGGCCCGGCCGCCGCUGCCAAGCAGUGGGAGUGGGCGGGACGGACAGAGCCGGGGUCGGGGCUCUGGGCCUCCCCGGCUUCAGAGAUCUGCCCCUUCCCCCGCGCCCCCCAGAACCCUCAUUCCAGUUCCAAGCUGAGAAGGUUUUGGGGUAGAGGCUCCCCAGACUGGGGUGAUCUCCCAAGGAGUGACGCAGGAUAGUAUAUUUACAGCUCUAUUGUAAAGGUGGGGUCCCUAUCCCCAGCUGCUCCUGGGGAGUAGAAGCAAUAAUGUAUUUCUGAUUUGUGGGGUCCCUCUUCGGCUAUGCGGGUUUCCAGGGGGUGGGGGGCUUGGGACCAAAGUCUUGCCCCGCCCCCAUGCCCCUAGGGGUUUUGGCUGCGUCAGGGGGUGAAGGACCGCCCCUCCCUUCUCUUCCGAGACCCCUCCUUCCUGGUUUCUGUUCCCUUUUCCUGGCAGUGAAUUAUGCAAAGGGGGGCGGCGAAGGAAGGGUAGGUGGGGGAAAGCGAGGUAGAAGCUGGAAAGCCUGGGGGACUGGGCCCCGCAGGAAGGAGCCAUCCUCGCGCCCCCCCGCCCCCCGCCGCCCCCCGCCCCCCGCCAGGCUCCGAGCGCUGAGUCACGGGGUCCUGGAGGAGAAGGGGGCGGGGUGGCCUGAGUGGCUCGCCCGCCCCUGGGGGCAGCGGGAGGGGCCCGCUCCGCUCGGCUCUCCGCCCCGGCCCUGCCCUCCCCUCCCGCGUCCCCGGGCAGGGAAUGUCUUGUUCCCGCCGCUCCCUCCCCGGGGCCAGAGGGCAGGGCGGGCCGGGUGGCUCCUGCCCUCCUCUCCUCCUCCCGCCCAGGUGCGAGCCGGAGCCGCCGCCGGGCCGCCCCUGACUCACGCCGCCCCCGGGCUGGCGCGGCGCGGGCUCGGGGACGGGGUGAGGGGCUGCGGGCCUGCGGAGCGCGCGGGCGGGCGCCCCCUGGCGGCCGCUCCGGGGACCCGCGGGCGCGCCGCCGGGAGAGCGCCGAAGGGGUUCCGCUCCCAGACCCCUGCCGGCCCGGCCGCCCUGCGGGGGUCUCGGAGGGCAGCCCCCUCGCUCUUCCCUUAGGAUUGAAUCCACCCCGGUUCUGUACAUAGCCUCUUCUGUUGGUCUUGUUGAAAUCUAGUUUCAGAUUUUUAACUACCCAAUUCUGCUGGGGGUGGGGGCAACUGCCCCCCCUCCCGUCCUCGCUGGGUGCUGCCCCCCCUCCCCCCCCCCCCUUGCGGCCUGGGCUCUGCCUUGCACUAUUUCCCCUCCCUGGCCUGGCGGCCCCUCCCCCUCCUUAAAAGGGGCAGGUUAAGGGGCCCGGUGCUCUCCCUUCCUCCCAUGCACCCUCAUGCCCAUUUGCACAGCUGCCCAGGUACCCCCAAUAGUGAGGGGGUGUCACAGGGAGGGGGUAGCGGGACCAGUCCCUGUAUCUAUUUAAAAAGUGAUGAUGUAAUAUAUUAGGGUUGGGGGAGGUCAGGUGGCCCUGGGCCUCAUCUUAGCAUUUCAGGGGAUGGGGGAGCCCAGGGCUGGGGAGACCUGGGGCCUAGCCCCAGAGAGUGAGGACAAUGUGACCUCCCCCCUCCCCCCUUGCGGCUUCUCCACUCAGUGCCUUAGGGGGGGAGGCGAGUCCCCCCUCUCCUCUUCCCCUCCUCUUCCCCUGCCCCCACCUUGGGUGUAAGCGACAGGAAGAAAUAAUAAUAAUUUAAGAUUCACA